CGGCGGACAAUCAGUGCCCCGAUUGAGUAAGCAUAUAAAAGACAAGGCGGACGUUCGAGUCGGCAGUUCUGUCUUUGCACAAACAACACCAUGGCGCGUCUCGCCCUUCUCGUCGUCGCCGUUGUGGCGAUGGCCGCCGGCGCCACAGCCUGGUUCCAUUCAGGCACUGUCCAGAACAAGUUCAUUGUGACGUACAGCAUCAUCCCCGACCCGUUCCACAAGCUGAGCUUCUUCACGAUGCCCCGGACCCUGAAGGAGGCUCAGAAGGACCGCUGGCUCUUCAGUGAUGACAGGCCGCAGGACAACACGACCGUUUACUGCCGCUGGGGCGACUACCGCGUCUGCGUGCUCUUCGACCUCCAGGGCAGCGUGGCCGGCAUCCGCUUGUCGGUUGAGAAAGGCGAGAUCGACGCUGCUGGCUUCGACCUUCAAAACGUUCCAGAGUGGGAGUUGAACUGGAACCCAACGGACCUCGAUGUCGUUUACUCUGCCACCGUGUUCUUCCAGUCUAAGGAGGAGCUUCUUGCCGGUGGUCGCACUCUGAGCAAGGAUGAUCUCACCGCCCCGAACGGCAUUUACAUCCUGCAGACCGACAUCAACGGCACCGAGACGAACCGACUCCACGUCGCCACCCACCAGUCCAAGGCCGAGUCUGCUGGCUUCACUGAGCAGUCCUGCUUCUUCGGCAUGGGCAAGCACUACUUCCAGGAGCUCCGCAAGGACGGCAAGUGCGAGGACCACCGCCCCUACUUCCUGCUGUACGGCCCCGACACCCAGGAGCUCAACGGCUUCGGCUUUGUCCAGUACGGCAAGGUCAGCACCGACGGCCGCGGGUGGUUCGAGUCUCCGCCAGCGAUGGUGGCCAAGAAAAUCGCACCGAACUCCCCCGCAUGCUUGGAGGAUUGGGUCAACACCUACGGCCUGUUCACCAUGCACGUCUACUUCGUGUCCGACCCCUACUACACUUCCUGCUAAGAUGCCAAUGUUAUGUUGAGCCGAAGUCAUUUGCAAUAAAUUAUGCUCCAAACCAUAA
This is a messenger RNA of Thrips palmi, 1033 nucleotides long. RefSeq lists its product as uncharacterized. The record is from RefSeq and is a predicted model, not a curated record. The coding region runs from base 91 to 975 and encodes 294 amino acids. Lineage: Eukaryota; Metazoa; Arthropoda; Insecta; Thysanoptera; Thripidae. The transcript has 7 exons.